GGUCACUAAAGCCCAGGCGGUUCACCCAGUCCCAACACAGCUUCGCUUAAAAGAACAUCAGAGCAAACAGAACAGGGCUUUUAAAACAGGCAAACAAAUGCCACACACUGCCUAAAGGAGGGCCGGGAGGGGUUAAGGAGGAUUGGAUCCAAGUGAGUUUGAAGGGAAUAAAAAGGGAAAAAGAACAAGUUUUCCUCAAGCUAGCUUGAGAGCACAAGCGUCGCGAACGAAGGCUUUUGUGCAUGCUAAUUGCUCCAUUUGUGCGCAAAAGUUCCGACGCGAAGUGUGAACUCUCAACAGAAGGAAACAUGAGACACUGAAGUGCCCUGGUUUUUGUGGCCUGCUCCUCCUCCACCACCGCCUCCUCUUCUUUCUCCUUCCUCCCGCCGAGCCCGCUGUUGCAGCUUGUUUGCACUGGGGCUUAUCCGGAGCGGAAAUUCCUUUCCGUUUUUGUGAAUGACAAACUCAUUAACAAUUCAUCAACACAACCUGUUCCAGCCGGCCCGUCCCCACGGCAACAGCCCCUUCCGCAGCGCGCUCAUUGGCUGGCCGAGAGAAUGUAUCCAUUGAGACGCUCGCUGUUUGUAUCCAUUGAGGAGCUGCCUCGCGCUGGGGGUGUGCUCGAGCUGAGUGAGUCCUAGGAACAAAUCCAGGUUUGAAUAAUCCGGAGAGAAAGACAGCGGGGUAGAUUUGAGGUGCAGCCUUGGAGGGAGGGAUUAAGAGCCGCUGGGGAUUUUGUGUUUGUUUGUUGUUUUUUUUUCCCUUCCUCUCUCAGUGGCUUAGAGUCCGAAUUAAUUGGAUUUCAUUCACUGGGGAGGAACAAAACUGAGCAGCUUCAUUGAGGGACGUUCAUUGACUCCUAGAGCGAACGGCUGCAGCCGGUGCAUUGGGACCGCCGGCUUCCCUCCGCUAGGGUAAGGCGAGGCGGUAUUAGAUCCCGCCCGGAGAGCGGCGGCUUGGUGCAGCGGCGCGCUCAGCCUAUGCCUGCCCGGAGGGGCGUCUGGUAGGCAAUCCGCCCUCGUUCCGCAGCCUCGACCCCCAUGAUAGAUACGCUCAGACCCGUGCCCUUCGCGUCGGAAAUGGCGAUCAGCAAGACCGUGGCGUGGCUCAACGAGCAGCUGGAACUGGGCAACGAGCGGCUACUGCUGAUGGACUGCCGACCCCAAGAACUGUACGAGUCGUCGCACAUCGAAUCGGCCAUCAACGUGGCCAUCCCGGGCAUCAUGCUGCGGCGCCUGCAGAAGGGCAAUCUGCCGGUGCGCGCACUCUUCACGCGCGGCGAGGACCGGGACCGCUUUACCCGGCGCUGCGGCACCGACACGGUGGUGCUGUACGACGAGAACAGCAGCGACUGGAACGAGAACACGAGCGGCGAGUCUGUGCUCGGGCUGCUGCUCAAGAAGCUCAAGGACGAGGGCUGCCGGGCUUUCUACCUGGAAGGUGGCUUCAGUAAGUUCCAAGCGGAGUUUGCCCUGCACUGCGAGACCAAUCUAGACGGGUCAUGUAGCAGUAGCUCGCCUCCACUGCCAGUGUUGGGGCUCGGAGGCCUGCGGAUCAGCUCCGACUCUUCCUCAGACAUCGAGUCUGACCUUGACCGAGACCCCAAUAGUGCAACGGACUCGGAUGGCAGCCCGCUGUCCAACAGCCAGCCUUCCUUCCCUGUGGAGAUCUUGCCCUUCCUAUACUUGGGUUGUGCCAAGGACUCUACCAACUUGGACGUGUUGGAGGAAUUCGGCAUCAAGUACAUCUUGAAUGUCACCCCCAACUUACCCAAUCUCUUUGAGAACGCAGGAGAAUUCAAAUACAAGCAAAUUCCGAUCUCGGAUCACUGGAGCCAAAACUUGUCCCAGUUCUUCCCUGAGGCCAUUUCUUUCAUAGAUGAAGCCCGGGGCAAAAACUGUGGUGUCUUGGUGCAUUGCUUGGCGGGCAUCAGCCGCUCAGUCACUGUGACCGUGGCUUAUCUUAUGCAGAAGCUCAAUCUCUCCAUGAAUGAUGCUUAUGACAUUGUCAAGAUGAAGAAAUCCAACAUCUCCCCUAACUUCAACUUCAUGGGCCAGUUGCUAGACUUCGAGAGGACCCUGGGACUCAGCAGCCCCUGUGACAACCGGGUGCCAGCACAGCAGCUCUACUUCACCACCCCUUCCAACCAGAAUGUGUACCAGGUGGACUCCCUACAGUCCACGUGAAAGGCACCACACCUGUCCUUGCUGGGAGUUUCCAAUUCCUUCAGUAGUUUCUCUUGGCAGCACUAGCUGGGCUGCUUUCUUUGUGUGGCCGCAGGUGUCAAAAUGUCACCAGCUGUCUGUAUUAGACAGGGUUACCAAGUGUGGAAUUGGUUAUUUACAAAGAGAGAUUUGCUCCAUUCUCUAUGGAAGAACAGGACAUGCUGCCCGGAUACAGACAGUAGGUUUGCUCUGCACCCAAGUGUACAGCCUACCCUGUGCUGGGACUGGAAUUCAGGACUUCCAGGUACAUAGGGUAGGACCAAAUGGUAGGGUUUAGAAGCAUGUGUUCUGUAGGGCCUUGUAUGGCUGUUUCCUUUUGCAUCUGGAAUUACCUAUAUUGUCUUCAAUGAAGACUGAUUCAACUUUGCAUUUAGUGGAGCCAAAGAGAGAUUUCAGCUCUGUAUUUGUAGUAUCAGUUUGGAAAGGAAAAACUGAUACUCCAUUUGAUUAUUGUAAAUAUUUGAUCUUCAAUCACUUGGCAGUAUUUGGACUGUGUUGUUGUUUUGUUUUUUUUUCCUUUGGGGUUAGAAGAAAUCCAAAGGGAGAAAAGCAGUAUGCCACAUCUUAAGACAAAAUACAGGGGGAAAAAAGGAAUUUUUUUUUUUCUCUUUUCUAAUCCAAAGGGUUACUUGCAAGCAUGCACGACUUAUACCAACCAGUUCUGAGAACAUUUUCAUGGACAUAUUAUCACUAAGAACUUGUUAUGGUGCAGUCUAAAGUUUUUUCACAUAUAUGAAGUCUGAUCAUUGUGAUUUUUUUCUCUUAAUGUAGUUUAACUAUGCCUUACCUUUGUAUAUACUUUGACUUGUGUUGUGUCAAUCAAAAGGGGGGUUAUCUUGGAAAGACACCAAAAUCAUGGGCUCACCUUUUUUUUUUUUAACUUCAGCUGUGCUAAACAGUAUAUUACCUCUGUACAAAAAUUCUUCAGGGAGUGUCAUCUCAAAUGCAAUACUUUGGGUUGGUUCCUUUCCUUUUUAGAAAGAAUUUGUAUAAAACUGGAAGUGUGUGUGUGAGCAUGGGUAUCCAAAUUUGGUAGGUGGGAUGCAUCUGAUUGUGGAUAAGAGAGUUGCUCCAGAUGUUCGUGGUGUAAAGUUUUGAGCUGGAAUUUAUUAUAAGAAUGUAAAACCUUAAAUUAUUAAUAAAUAACUAUUUUGGCUA
This is a messenger RNA of Perognathus longimembris pacificus (Pacific pocket mouse), 3383 nucleotides long. RefSeq names its product dual specificity phosphatase 6 (gene Dusp6). Lineage: Eukaryota; Metazoa; Chordata; Mammalia; Rodentia; Heteromyidae. The coding region runs from base 1041 to 2186 and encodes 381 amino acids. The transcript is spliced from 3 exons. Gene Ontology annotation, cellular component: cytoplasm; cytosol. Gene Ontology annotation, biological process: positive regulation of apoptotic process; regulation of heart growth; protein dephosphorylation. Gene Ontology annotation, molecular function: protein tyrosine/threonine phosphatase activity; MAP kinase tyrosine/serine/threonine phosphatase activity. The record is from RefSeq and is a predicted model, not a curated record.